UGUGCUGUUCACCUUUUCUUUCUGGAUGUUUUACCUCUGACUCAUCUCCCGGUAGACUACAAACACAUUCAAGUUAGCUUAGCAUGCUAGCUGGUUAGCACCGCGGCGCUAGUCAGAGUGACUGUUUGAUGGAGAGCAAACUGUGUUUCUGACGGAGUUCGUGUAGAGAAAAGGUUGGUGUCGCUGUGUGAAAAAUGUCUAAAGUCCAAACGGUGAGAGCGCUGGUGGAGCAGCGACUGACUGCGGCUGCUGAAGAGAUAUUUGGGCUGUUUGAAAGAACGAUAGCAGAGUACGAGGAGCAACUUUGUCGUUCAAAAGAGAAGAACGAGCGACAACAGAAACUACUGGACGCUGUUUUCAACCCUCAGCUUCACUUGCCCAGAGCAGACGUCCAGCAGCUGUUGGUGGUUAAAGAAGAGUUUCCCUCUGAGCAGCAGGAGAGGAGCUGCAGUCUGGACCAGGACCAGGAGGACCCAGAGCCCCCAUACAUUAAAGAGGAACAGGAGGAACCUUGGACCAGUCAGGAGGGAGAGCAGCUUCAGGGGCUAGAGGAGGCUGACAUCACCAAGUUCACAUUCACUCCUGUCCCUGUGAAGAGUGAAGAAGAUGAAGAGAAACCUCAGUCCUCACAGCUUCAUCAAACACAAACUGAACAGAUGGAAACAGAAGCUGGUGGAGAGGACUGUGGAGGACCAGAACCAGACAGGAACUCUGAUCCAGAUCCACAAGUCCAAAUAGUGAGAGCGCUGGUGGAGCAGCGACUGACUGCGGCUGCUGAAGAGAUAUUUGGGCCGUUUGCAAGAACAAUAGCGGAGUGUAAGGAGGAACUUCAUCGUUCAAAAGAGAGGAACGAGCGACAACAGAAACUACUGGAUGCUGUUUUCAACCCUCAGCUUCACCUACACAGAGCAGACGUCCAGCAGCUGUUGGUGGUUAAAGAGGAGUUUCCCUCUGAGAAGCAGGAGGGGAGCUGCAGUCUGGACCAGGACCAAAACCAGGAGGAGCCAGAGCCCCCACACAUAAAAGAGGUUCAAGAGGAACCUUGGACCAGUCAGGAGGGAGAGCAGCUUCAGGGGCUGGAGGAGGCUGAUAUCAUCAAGUUCACAUUCCCUCCUGUCCCUGUGAAGAGUGAAGAAGAUGGAGAGAAACCUCAGUCCUCACAGCUUCAUCAAACACAAACUGAACAGAUGGAAAUGGAAGCUGAUGGAGAAGACUGUGGUGAGAAACAAUUUAGCUGCUCUGAGUGUGGGAGAAGGUUUGGCUACAAGCACGUUCUGAAGAGACACAUGCUUUCUCAUACAGGAGAGAAACCUUUCAGCUGCUCAAUUUGUAAGAAAAAUUUUUCACAGAGUGGAACUUUAAAGAAACACAUGACACUCCACACCGGGGAGAAACUUUUCAGCUGCUCAGUUUGUGAGAAAACUUUUACACGGAGUGAUACUUUAAAGUCACACAUGAGAUGCCACACAGGAGAGAAACUUUUCAGCUGCUUAGUUUGUGAGAAAUCUUUUAGACAAAGUGGAACUUUAAGGUCACACAUGAGACUCCACACAGGAGAGAAUUCUUUCAGCUGCUCAGUUUGUGAGAAAACUUUUACACAGAGUGGAGCUUUAAAGAGACACAUGAGACUCCACACAGGAGAGAAACCUUUCACCUGCUCAAUAUGUGGUAAAGGCUUCAAUGGAAGUUGUGAUCUGAAGAUACACAUGAGAGUUCACACAGGAGAGAAACCUUUCAGCUGCUCAGUUUGUGGUAAAGGUUUCAGUCAUAGUUUUGCUCGGAAUAGACAUAUCAGACUCCACACAGGAGAGAAACCUUUCACCUGCUCAUUUUGUGGUAAAGGUUUCAGUGGAAGUUGUGAAAUGAAGACACACAUGAGAGUUCACACAGGAGAGAAACCUUUCAGUUGCAGUGUUUGUAGCAAAAGAUUUGCCUGUAGUUCACAGGUCAAAAGACAUAAAUGUGCUGGCCACUCGUCCUCAAAGUUUCAUCAAGCUGAGGAGAACAAAGAGGCAGAGCCUCGAGCCAGCAGCCCACAUGAAGAGUUGCUGACAGAAGCUGAUGGAGAGGACUGUGGAAGACCAGAAGCAGCCAGAAACUCAAAUCCAGGCGAACCAGAAACUGAUGAAGAUACUGGAGAUUCUCCUGAACCUGAGACUGAUGACAGUGGUGAUUGGAAAGGCCUGUACUACGAAGCAGGAUUUCAGGGUCAGCGAGACAUCCAGCAGCUGUUGGUGGUUAAAGAAGAGUUUCCCUCUGAGCAGCAGGAGAGGAGCUGCAGUCUGGACCAGGACCAGGACCAGGAGGACCCAGAGCCCCCAUACAUUAAAAAGGAACAGGAAGAACCUUGGACCAGUCAGGAGGGAGAGCAGCUUCAGGGGCUGGAGGAGGCUGAUAUCACCAAGUUCACAUUCAGUCCUGUCCUUGUGAAGAGUGAAGAAGAUGAAGAGAAACCUCAGUCCUCACAGCUUCAUCAAACACAAACAGAACAGAUGGAAACAGAAGCUGAUGGAGAGGACUGUGGAGGACCAGAACCAGACAGGAACUCUGAUCCAGAUCCACAAGUUCAAAUAGUGAGAGCGCUGGUGGAGCAGCGACUGACUGUGGCUGCAGAAGAGAUAUUUGGGCCGUUUGCAAGAACGAUAGCGGAUUGUAAGGAGGAACUUCAUCGUUCAAAAAAGAAGAACGAGCGACAACAGAAACUACUGGACGCUGUUUUCAACCCUCAGCUUCACUUACACAGAGCAGAACUCCAGAAGCUGUUGGUGGUUAAAGAGGAGUUUCCCUCUGAGCAGCAGGAGAGGAGCUCCACUCUGGACCUGGAGGACCAAGAGCCCCCACACAUUAAAGAAGAACCGGAGGAACCUUGGACCAGUCAGCAGGGAGAGCAGCUUCAGAGGCUGGAGGAGGCUGAUAUCAUCAAGUUCACAUUCACUCCUGUCCCUGUGAAGAGUGUAGAAGAUGAAGAGAAACCUCAGUGCUCACAGCUUCAUCAAACACAGACUGAACAGAUGGAAAUGGAAGCUGAUGGAGAGGACUGUGGAGGACCAGAACCAGACAGGAACUCUGAUCCAGAUCCACAUUUACAACCUGAUACUGACGAUGGGCCUGCAGACUCUUCUGAACCUGAGACUGAUGGCAGUGCUGAUUGGAAGGAGACCAGAGAACCUCAAUCAGGUUUGAACUGCUUGAAAAUUGAUGGCGGUCCUGUCAGAGAUUCCAGAUUUAGUGCUGGUGAGAAAAGAUUUAGCUGCUCUGAGUGUGGGAAAAGAUUUGGCUACAAGAGCAAGAUGAAGACACACAUGGCUUCUCAUACAGGAGAGAAACCUUUCAGCUGUUCAGUUUGUAAGAAAUCUUUUACACAGAGGGGGAAUUUAAAGUCACACAUGAGAUUCCACACAGGAGAGAAACUUUUCAGCUGCUCAGUGUGUGCAAAAAAAUUUGGCUCCAAGAGCAAGAUGAAGAGACACAUGAUUUUUCAUACAGGAGAGAAACCUUUCAGCUGCUCUGAGUGUGGGAAAAGAUUUAGCAAGGAGUACCAUCUGAAGAGACACAUGGUUUCUCACACUGGAGAGAAACCUUUCAGCUGCUCUGAGUGUGGGAGAAGAUUUAGCUUCGAGCACACUCUGAAGACACACAUGGUUUCUCAUACAGGAGAAAAACCUUUCAGCUGCUCAGUUUGUAAGAAAUCAUUUACACAGGGGGGAACUUUAAAGACACACAUGAGAGUCCACACAGGAGAGAAACCCUUCAGCUGCUCAAUUUGUCAAAAAUCUUUUACUAGUCGGUCUUAUUUGAAUGUACACAUCAAAGUCCACACAGGGGAAAAACCUUUCAGCUGCUCACUGUGUGGUAAAGGUUUCAUUAAUAAUGGGAACCUGAAGAAACACAUCAGCGUUCACACGGGAGAGAAACCUUUCAGCUGCUCAGUGUGUGGUAAAAGUUGCAGUCGCAGUUGGGAUCUGAAGACACACAUGAGAGUUCACACAGGAGAGAAACCUUUUAGUUGCCAUAUUUGUAGCAAAGGAUUUGCCCAGAGUUCACAUAUCAAAAAACAUAAAUGUGCUGGCCGCUUGUCCUCAAAGUUUCAUCAAACUAAGGAGAACAAAGAGGCAGAGCCUCCAGCCAGCAGCCCACAUGAAGAGAUGCAAACAGAAUCUGAUGGAGAGGACUUUGGAAGACCAGAAGCAGCCAGGACCUCAGAUCCAGAUGGACCAGAUACUGAUGAGAAGACUAGAGAUUCUCCUGAACCUGAGACUGAUGACAGUGGUGAUUGGAAGGAGACCAGAGAACCUCAGUCGGGUUUAAACUCUCAGUGAUUCUAGAUAUAGUGCUAGCAAGAAUCUGUUUGAUGAUGCCUCGUCAGAGUUCUUAAUGUCAGGUGAGCAAGAAAACAACAAAGUUUUUCCAUUUCUUAAUCAGUUUCAUCUUGUUUGAUUAAUUAUGAUGUUCGUUUCAUAAAGUCUGAGCGUUCUCAACUCAGAGAACAGACGUGACAUUGUGUCUCUUUCUCUGAUGGGUCAUGUUCUGUAUGUAGUGUUAAUCUCAUUAUGCACUUGGUUCUAAUAAAACUCUUCUGCUCUGA
Messenger RNA from Centropristis striata (black sea bass), 4585 nucleotides. RefSeq lists its product as uncharacterized. Gene Ontology annotation, biological process: regulation of transcription by RNA polymerase II. Gene Ontology annotation, molecular function: RNA polymerase II cis-regulatory region sequence-specific DNA binding; DNA-binding transcription factor activity. Bases 195 to 4319 code for a protein of 1374 amino acids. The record is from RefSeq and is a predicted model, not a curated record. The transcript is spliced from 6 exons. Lineage: Eukaryota; Metazoa; Chordata; Actinopteri; Perciformes; Serranidae.